Molecule: messenger RNA, 808 nt
Organism: Brassica rapa (field mustard)
Lineage: Eukaryota; Viridiplantae; Streptophyta; Magnoliopsida; Brassicales; Brassicaceae
Source: RefSeq, a predicted model, not a curated record
CUAAUAAAUUUCCUUAAUUGUCGGUAUUUGUAACGGACUAUGUUCUUUUGAGCUCUUGACAUACCGCGUUUACCGGCCAAUCGUCUCUUACUCUAGAGGCCUAACUCGACGAAGGCGAGAUCUACAGUUUUGACAACGCCACGGUGACGAAGAUAAAGCUUCUGCUAUUUGGGAAGCUAAAGGAGGAGUUUUUUUUCUCUUUCCAUUGUCGAGGGAGGGAGCUGUAAUCAGCUCUUCUUCAUCUCCAGAUCUCGAAUCGGUUGGUGCUUAAGCUAGAAGGAUCAGUUUUUUAUUGAAGCGAUGGUUGUUGAUGGGAUUGUGUCAUCACCACUACGUAGGCCACACGUGCUAAAGAAGCAAUGGGAGGACUUGGGUAGCUUCUCUACUGUUUUCCGGAGGCAUCGCUUCCUUUUAACCGCUAUGAUCCUUUUGGCCUUCCUCUGCACCAUCUACAUCUACUUUGCCGUCACUUUAGGCGCUAGGCACUUGUCGUGUUCGGAUAUGACCGGGAAAGAGAAGGCAAUCUGUCAAAUGGGACACGUCCAUGCCAGUUUCUCUAAAGGGAGGAAACUGAAAUUCUUUUGAAGAGUGUCAGCCAAAGCUGAUACGCAUUAUUAUAAUGCAAAUGUGUCUGUAACAACAAUAGCCUAAAGAAAUGGCUUGUGUGUUGAUCAUAAAUGUAAACUUUUUGUAUUGUAUUAUUUGAUUGUGUCGGAAGAUGAUUCCACAAAAACAUUGUAUAAAUGAAUCUUUGUAAUGGAAUGUAAUGCUGAAAAGAUUAUCACACAAUUAAAACAACAUUUUGGUA